Erigeron canadensis is the source of this 1809-nucleotide messenger RNA. RefSeq lists its product as uncharacterized. The transcript has 4 exons. The record is from RefSeq and is a predicted model, not a curated record. Gene Ontology annotation, molecular function: zinc ion binding. Lineage: Eukaryota; Viridiplantae; Streptophyta; Magnoliopsida; Asterales; Asteraceae. The coding region runs from base 1 to 1809 and encodes 602 amino acids.
AUGCCAGAGUUACUUCCAAUACCUGAAGAAGAAGAGUUGGUAAAGAUACCUGUUGAUUGUUACACAAAAUAUCUUCGUGUAAAGAAGGAUGAUUGUUUUGAUACAAAGGAAGAUUUAAAGAUAGCUUUGUAUACAAAGUGCGUGGAAGACGGCUAUCAGCUAAUUGUUGAUAGAUCAACCAAAGAUCGUUUUGAAACGAAGUGUAGACAGGAUAAAAAUUGUACAUGGCGUAUGGUUGCGAAGAGGGUAACAGGUUGUGAAAUGUUCCAAGUAAGAACUUUCAAUGAUCAACAUACUUGUUCAAGAACCCAACUUUACCCUCACCAUAGACAGGCAAACAAAAAGGUGUUGGGUGGAUUUUUGUCUGAGUUGAUGUUUGUGAAAGGAAGGGUAUAUAGGGGUCAUGAGAUUAUGACCGACAUGGAUGCCCGGUUCAAGAUUAACAUCUCAUAUUCUCAAGCUUGGAGAGCCAAGUGCUAUGCCUUGGAAUUGUUGAGGGGGUCACUGGAAGAUUUGUUUGCCCAAUUGCCAGCAUAUUGUCACAAUUUAAAGCUGAAAAACCCCGGUUCGGUAACUCAUAUCAAAACAGAUAGAUAUGGACGUUUUGAGUUGUUGUUUAUCGCCAUUGGUGCUGCGAUACGUUCAUUUGUUUCUUUCUUGCGGCCAGUUAUUAUAGUUGAUGGGGCACAUCUAAAAGGCCGAUAUCUUGGAACAAACUUAUUAGCAGUAGGCAUGGAUGCUAAUAAUGGGAUACUACCAAUAGCUUACGGGGUUGGAAAAUCUGAAACCUUUGAAUCAUGGACAUGGUUUAUGGGGCAUCUUAGGGAUUGCAUAGGUAAUGUUAGCAAUUUGACAAUCAUUUCUGAUAGGGCAAACUCAAUUGAUACGGCCAUUAGAAGGUGUUUUCCAGAUGCUUUUCACGGGCUUUGUGCUGUUCAUUUGCUUAGAAAUCUAAAAUCAAGAAAUGUUGUGCCUGAGUGUGCUCAAACACUACAAGAGGUUGGGUUUGAAAGAUGGUCAAGAGUACACGCACUUGGAGCAAGGUAUGGUUUCAUGACAUCUAAUAGUGCAGAAUCAAUCAACUCUUUAAGUCGUCAUUCAAGAAAAUUACCCAUUACCAUGUUAAUGGAGUUUUUUCGUGCAUCUCUUCAAGAGUGGUAUUAUAGGAAACGAAACGUUGCAGAAACAUUUGAACAUCGUGUUACACCAUGGACUGAAAAAAAGAUUGCAAAACGUGUUGUGAAGUCAUCAUCAUGGAGAGUUGAACCAUGUUCAAAUACAUUGUUUCAAGUUAUAGAUCAUAAGCUAAAUGGGCUUGUCGAUCUUGAUGCAAAGACUUGUACUUGUGGGAAAUGGCAAAUUUCUGGUUUUCCAUGUGGCCAUGUUAUAAAAGUUGCUCUUCAUUUAAACCAAGAUGAUUCAACUGUAUACGUUAUGGACUGCUACACUUCAGAAGUAUAUCGACAGACUUAUGCCGAGAUUGUCUAUCCCAUACCACAUCCUUCUGAAUGGGAGAUACCAGAUGACUUACAAACAGUUCUACCACCAGUCAUGGAUAAAAGACUACCUGGCCGACCCAAAAACCGUGAUCGUAUACCGUCUAAGGGUGAAGAGAGGAAGACAACAACAUGCAGUCGUUGUAAGGAACGUGGGCAUACAAGGUUGACUUGUGGUGCACCCAUGCCAUCACAAACAUCUUUUCCUACACCAAAAGAGUAUGGUUCUUCAUCAAGAUCAAAAUCAAAAGGGAAAUCAACGUCGACUUCACACUCAUCUCCUUUCGGGACUGUUAACUUAGGGGAUUAUUAG